GUUAUAUACUUUAUUACAUCGACACAGACGAUAAUCGUAGUACAUAUCCUAAACAGACUGCCCACAAGAUGCGUAUCCAGCUAGUGAUGCUUGUAUUGGCGAUUGCCACCUCAGAGGCAUCAAGAAUGAAACGGCACACAUAUUCACCAAUAUCUGUGGAACGGUUUGCAAAGUACAAUGUCAUCGUAACACACAGACGUCUUGGUGAUUGUACUUUUGAGUUGACUUUCUUACGAGAGGACACGACACCGCCUGAUUAUGAACUCAUUGUCCACUACGGAAUCGAUGAUAGUGUGGCGAAACUGGAGUACCCAAUAGAUACUGGUUCAAUAACGAUUGGGCUAAAUGAAAUUAGCGCUGAAAUUUUCUGGGACCCCCCGGAAGGGUUUGUACCUCCGUUUGACGUAGCCGGUGUAACUCAAGCAUCAAACACUACCGGCGGCGAAGUAACACAACACACAAUGGAUGAUGGGCCAUGUACACCUGCUUCAACAAGAGGGGACCCGCAUCUACGAACAUUUGAUGGUCAUGGUUACAGUUUCCAGGGUCUCUGUUGGUACACACUGGCCAAACAUUGCACCGAAAAUCCUGACUUUGAAAUCUCGACUGAGUUUGCACCCAGACAAUCAACUGGUACUGCGUUACGAACACGUGCUGUUAAAAUGAAUGUAACUGUAGGUGAUGAAACAAUUAUCAUGGAUACCGACAAUGACGUCACUGUCAAUGGCAAAGAAUUAUAUGCAGCCAAGCUUGAAGGACUGCCCCGGAAUGUGAAUAUUGUGGCCGAUGACUCACGAAUCAGCAUCCGGGUUCCUAUGGCCAACUUGGACAUAUUAUGGGAAGGUCGGAAGCAUUCAUUCAGUGCGUCAAUUUACCAUCCUGAUUACAAAGGCAAAAUUUGUGGUCUCCUUGGCAACGCUGAUGGCGAUCCGUUGAAUGAUUUUGAAAAGAGUGAUGGCUGGUUGACAUACAAUAUUACUGAGUUUGGGGAGAGCUGGAACAUUGCCGAGAAAAGGUGUGAUUAUAAAUAACUUCACUUGGAAGCUGCAUUAUGAAGAGCUACGUUGAACGUAGCCAUUCCAUAGAAAUGCGCCACCAAGCAACAAAUCACAUGUUUGCAUUUUUGAAAAUUAGGGAACAACGGGAUAACAGGGAUAAUAUAUGUAUAUAAUGCAUGCAACCUCAUGUGAUCGCAGUAAUAAAAUAAUGAAAUAGUAGAACUGGAAA
This is a messenger RNA of Saccoglossus kowalevskii, 1227 nucleotides long. RefSeq names its product BMP-binding endothelial regulator protein-like. The record is from RefSeq and is a predicted model, not a curated record. Lineage: Eukaryota; Metazoa; Hemichordata; Enteropneusta; Harrimaniidae.